AACAUUUCCAAGAUUUAUUCUGAACUGCUCUUGCUUCUUCAUGGCUUGUCUUUUUCUACAGCUUUCUAUUCAAAUCAAUUCAUAGUUACUGUCAAAUAAAGACUUUUGCAUAUAGAUUUAUUCUCAUACUGUUAGAUCUAAAGAGUUCUGCAUAAAAAUCAGUAUUAUUUAUCAAGCAUCAGAGAGGUGUAGGUUAUCAUGGAGAAUUUUUAUGCAAAAGAAGAUGAUCAAGUGUUGUUGCCUCCUGGUUUUCGAUUUCAUCCGACAGACGAAGAACUGAUCAGCCAUUACUUGUCCAAGAAAGUUGUUGACAGCAACUUCUCUGCUACAGCUAUUGCUCAGGUUGAUAUGAACAAGAUUGAACCUUGGGAUUUACCUAGAAUAGCAAAAAUGGGAGAAAAAGAGUGGUAUUUUUUCUGUGUAAGGGAUAAGAAGUACCCGACUGGCUUGCGAACAAACAGAGCUACUGCAGCCGGAUAUUGGAAAGCAACCGGAAAAGAUAAGGAGAUUUACAGAGGAAAAUCACUGGUUGGAAUGAAGAAAACCUUGGUUUUCUAUGGAGGGAGAGCUCCAAAAGGAGAGAAAAGUAAUUGGGUUAUUCAUGAAUACAGGCUGGAGGGUAAAUAUUCUCUCCAAAACCUUCCCAAAACUGCUAGGAAUGAGUGGGUUAUUUGCAGGGUAUUCAAGAAAAGUGCUGGAGGAAAAAAAGUUCAUAUUUCAGGGUUGAUGAGGAUGAAUUCAGUCGAAAAAAAUGAAAUGAAUCCUAUUUCUCUGCCACCAUUAGUCGACAACAGUGCAACGGAUUCCCUUCACGUUCCCUGCUUCUCCAACACCUUUGAUAUCCAUAAAUCCAAUAUGAUGACCUACUUAAACAACCCUCUCUACCCUCUAAACAAUUCCAAUCCAUCGGAUUUAUUCCCGAGAUUAUGCCCUCCUAAUCCUUCUCAGUCACUUGAAAUUCAAGAAAAUUUACAGUGUCCGGGUACACUCCCGGGGCAAGACCAGGGAAUGUUAAGAGGUUUAUUCGAGGAUUAUGGCACCAGUGUAAGACAAAACCUGAAGACUGAAAAUGAAAUGAUAAGCCUAUCUCACGAAACAGGGCUGAGUAGAGACAUGAAAAAUGAAAUUUCUUCAGUUGUCUCUAAUCUUGAUGUGGGAAGGAGGCCAUUUGAUGCACCAUCAACUUCAGUUGGACCACUAGACUUGGAUAGUCUUUGGAAUUAUUGAAACCUUCACAAGUCCUUUCUGUUAAGAGUUAUAAUUGUAGCCAAAAUUUGAAUUGAGGUGAACCUAAUUAGGUAUGAACUUCGAAAAAUCGCCAUUGUUGCCACAAAAUUAUUGUGAUAUUUAUGUAUUCUUAUGAUUCCCACUCAUAAAUUCAUUUCUAGUGAAGAUCUGUUAUGCAUGAAAGAA
Daucus carota subsp. sativus is the source of this 1413-nucleotide messenger RNA. Its product is annotated as NAC domain-containing protein 100. The transcript is spliced from 3 exons. Gene Ontology annotation, molecular function: DNA binding. Gene Ontology annotation, biological process: regulation of DNA-templated transcription. Bases 199 to 1227 code for a protein of 342 amino acids. The record is from RefSeq and is a predicted model, not a curated record. Lineage: Eukaryota; Viridiplantae; Streptophyta; Magnoliopsida; Apiales; Apiaceae.